CUCUGCCCAAACACUUCAACGUUUCGAAUACAUUAUUGAAGAACAUGGCUGGGUUCUCUGAGAUCUUCGGGUCAAAAAAGUGCUGUAUCUUAGAUGGCGGCCUGGGUACAACGCUGGAGGAUAUCUUUCACAAGAAUGUUUCAAACACUUCCCUUUGGUCCGCUAAACCUAUUGAUGAGGAUCCCGAGAUCAUGAUCCAAACACAUCUGGCAUUUCUGCGUGCCGGAGCCCGAGUGAUCUCAACGUCGACGUAUCAAUGUGCGUUCGAAACCUUCGAGGAUGCCGGAUAUUCGCGAAACGAUGCUGCGCGCCUCAUGCGAAAAUCCGUCGAACUCGCAGCGGAAGCGCGAAGCAGAUAUGUCGACGUAGCGAACGGCAUACGUCGCAAAGAUGUCAAGAUCGCGCUAUCACUGGGGCCAUACGGUGCAACGCUCACGCCUGCUCAGGAGUUCGAUGGAUUCUAUCCGUUACCGUUUGGGCCUCAGGAGUACUCUACCUCGCGACCGAACCGAAACACGUUCACGAAGGAGGAGCGAGCGGCAGGCAAAGCUACUAUGGCCAUCGACGCGUUGACAGACUUUCACCUUCAGAGACUGCGCGUAUUUGCCAACGACAUCGAUACCUGGGCCACUAUCGACUGCAUCGCGUUCGAGACCGUACCCCUAGUGCGCGAGAUCACGGCGAUUAGGGGUGCGAUGGCGCUGCUGGAGGAAGAGCUGAAGCCCCGAGCUCAGCGAUUUCCUUGGAAGCCAUGGUGGAUCAGCACUGUGUGGCCGGAGGGUCGGUACCCACAAAGCAUCAGGCCAGAUGGAGUACCGAUGACCGUCAAGGACGUCGUCGCGUUCCUCUUGAGCAGCGGGUCGGGCGAGUUGAAGCAUGUCGCAGUUGGCAAGACGAAUGUUCCAGAUGGAUUGGGCAUCAAUUGCACGCGCAUGGAGCAUCUAUCCACCAUCCGGAUGGAGAUGGAAGCUGCGGUAGUAGACCUCAAGGGUGAGGAUGCGAAACCGUGGUUCGUCGUGUAUCCGAAUGGAGGAGAGACUUACGAUCCUGUUUCUCGCACGUGGAUUAAGGAGGAAGACCCACAGCACAAAAGUGAAAGUUGGGCAACGGGUUUAGGUGACUUGGUUGACGAGGCUAGAAACAGCGGAGUAUGGGACGGCGUCAUUGUGGGCGGUUGCUGCAAAACGGGCCCUGCGGAAAUCCAGGCGUUAUCGAGGCGUUGGGAAAUAUAG
This is a messenger RNA of Heterobasidion irregulare TC 32-1, 1232 nucleotides long. RefSeq lists its product as uncharacterized. Lineage: Eukaryota; Fungi; Basidiomycota; Agaricomycetes; Russulales; Bondarzewiaceae. Gene Ontology annotation, molecular function: zinc ion binding; S-adenosylmethionine-homocysteine S-methyltransferase activity. The coding region runs from base 45 to 1232 and encodes 395 amino acids. Gene Ontology annotation, biological process: S-methylmethionine cycle. The transcript has 3 exons. The record is from RefSeq and is a predicted model, not a curated record.